AUGGCUGCCCCUACCGACACCGAAGCCGCAGAAGUCGCGGCUUCCUCCUCUCCACCCAUCACACCGGAGUUCCUCACCAAGAAACUCAAACAAUCCAUAAACAUAACCCACAUCAGUAUGGAAGAUAUGUCGGGCGGCUGCGGACAAGCCUUCAAUGCCAUCAUUGUUUCCCCGGAGUUUGAAAAGAAAACGCUGUUGGCGAGGAGCAGGUUAGUCAACGGGGUAUUGAAGGACGAGAUCAAGGCAAUCCAUGCCUGGACGCCCAGAUGUUUGACGCCAGAACAGUGGGAGAAGGAAAGGGAGAGGAUAGGCUGA
Molecule: messenger RNA, 315 nt
Organism: Cladophialophora psammophila CBS 110553
Lineage: Eukaryota; Fungi; Ascomycota; Eurotiomycetes; Chaetothyriales; Herpotrichiellaceae
Product: BolA protein
Exons: 1
Coding region: 1-315 (104 amino acids)
Biological process (GO): intracellular iron ion homeostasis
Cellular component (GO): cytosol; nucleus
Molecular function (GO): 2 iron, 2 sulfur cluster binding
Source: RefSeq, a predicted model, not a curated record